Lachnellula hyalina is the source of this 771-nucleotide messenger RNA. RefSeq lists its product as uncharacterized. The record is from RefSeq and is a predicted model, not a curated record. Gene Ontology annotation, cellular component: intracellular anatomical structure. Bases 1 to 771 code for a protein of 256 amino acids. NCBI's taxonomy places the organism in Eukaryota, Fungi, Ascomycota, Leotiomycetes, Helotiales, Lachnaceae. The transcript is spliced from 3 exons. Gene Ontology annotation, biological process: protein modification by small protein conjugation; protein lipidation; macroautophagy. Gene Ontology annotation, molecular function: Atg12 transferase activity.
AUGGCAUGUGGAGGGGACUACCGUCAAUGGCCUUUCCUUACAACAGAAGAGUUCGAACUUGUGUGUGCGUUCUUCGACCGGAAGUAUGUCAAAGCUGAGCUGGGCCCAACAAGAAAGAUCUUCAAGAUCCGCUUACGAAGGACUCUAACAACUGGGAGCUCCUACAUCGAGAUACUUCGACUGCUUCAGCUCCCCGAAGAGAAAGAUGAUCUCUCACUAGCUUUUGAAAAACUCAAUAGUGAUCUUGAUGGGCCCGGGGUGGAUGUUGACAUGUUAACUGCUGCUGAAGAUGCAGACCAGGUUCGUGGUUCCUUCCAAAGUCUCAAAACGACACUUCGCCCUCAGCUGCAGAAUCAACAUGGAGGGGCCAUGGAUAGUGGUGCUCUACCCCGAUAUAGCUUGCAUUCAGACCAGCCAUAUGUGACUUAUGAGGUUCAUUUGCACCCAACCUACAACAUGCCCACAUUGUGGUUCACAUUGCACGACCUUCCUAUGGGCGAGCCUACUUUUAACCUGGAGUCAGUUUACCGAUACCUUGUACCGCCGGGGUACAAGAGUCGACUUCGGGCUGCGGGAUUUACAGGUGGAAUUUCGGCUGCGCCGCAUCCCGUUACAGACGUCCCAGCUUUCUUCAUCCAUCCAUGCCAGACUAAGGAGGCCAUGGAAAGUUUCGACUGCACAAUGGCUAACUACUUGAUGAUUUGGCUUGGGCUGGUUGGAGGCUGUGUCGGUUUAUGGAUACCUCCUGAGAUGGCAGCAGAGGAGGCAUAA